Molecule: messenger RNA, 7442 nt
Organism: Cyanistes caeruleus (blue tit)
Lineage: Eukaryota; Metazoa; Chordata; Aves; Passeriformes; Paridae
Source: RefSeq, a predicted model, not a curated record
CGUUAAAACAUCGCGGCCAGGGAGCCACCGAGGGUGUUCAGAGCUGGGAACCCUCUGCUGCUGGAGCCAUCCCUUCUCUCCCAACCUGGAACUGCCCCCCCCGCCCUGGUAUAGUUCGUUUUGGAAGUGGCUCACUGCUCAGAUUGCACGGAUAUCAAGAGUGUUGAGAGCCCAGUUUGGGGGAGCCAUGGAGGAAUCUUCCGAAGCCAAUAAAGCCCUGGACGCGAACGCUCACUCCCGCUUCAUCAUCGGCUCCGUGUCAGAGGAUAACUCAGAAGAUGAGACCAGCUCCUUGGUGAAACUUGAUCUGCUGGAGGAGAAGGAGAGGUCUUUGUCACCCGUGUCCGUCUGCUCUGAUUCCCUCUCGGACCUGGGGCUUCCAGCUGCUCAGGAUGGCCUGGCCAGCCAUAUGAGGCCCAGCAUGUCUGGUUUGCACCUUGUCAAGCAAGGCCGGGACAGGAAGAAGGUGGAUGUGCAGCGAGAUUUCACCGUGGCUUCUCCAGCAGAGUUUGUUACUCGUUUUGGAGGGAAUAAAGUUAUUGAAAAGGUCCUGAUAGCAAAUAAUGGCAUUGCAGCAGUGAAGUGCAUGAGGUCCAUCCGGCGCUGGUCCUACGAGAUGUUCAGGAACGAGAGGGCCAUCAGGUUCGUGGUCAUGGUCACUCCUGAGGACCUGAAAGCCAAUGCAGAGUACAUUAAGAUGGCAGAUCACUACGUGCCCGUGCCAGGAGGACCCAACAACAACAACUAUGCAAACGUGGAGCUCAUCCUCGAUAUCGCCAAGAGGAUUCCAGUGCAGGCUGUGUGGGCUGGCUGGGGCCAUGCGUCAGAGAACCCCAAACUGCCAGAACUUCUCCACAAGAACGGGAUUGCUUUCAUGGGUCCUCCCAGCCAAGCCAUGUGGGCCUUAGGAGAUAAAAUUGCUUCUUCCAUCGUGGCUCAGACUGCUGGCAUUCCAACUCUUCCUUGGAGUGGCAGUGGUCUUCGAGUGGACUGGCAGGAAAACGAUCUCCAGAAGCGCAUCCUGAGCGUUCCUCAGGAGCUCUACGAGAAGGGAUACGUGAAGGACGCGGACGAUGGACUGCGGGCUGCUGAGGAGGUUGGCUACCCUGUCAUGAUCAAGGCUUCUGAAGGAGGAGGAGGAAAAGGAAUCAGGAAAGUGAACAAUGCAGAUGACUUCCCCAGUCUGUUCAGACAGGUUCAAACUGAAGUCCCAGGCUCUCCCAUAUUUGUGAUGAGGCUGGCCAAGCAGUCCAGGCACCUGGAGGUGCAGAUCCUGGCUGACCAGUAUGGCAAUGCCAUCUCCCUCUUCGGCCGGGACUGCUCCGUGCAGCGCCGGCACCAGAAGAUCAUCGAGGAAGCUCCAGCCUCUAUUGCAACCUCAACAGUGUUUGAGCACAUGGAACAGUGUGCAGUGAAGCUUGCCAAGAUGGUGGGAUACGUGAGUGCAGGCACUGUGGAAUACCUGUACAGCCAGGAUGGCAGCUUCUACUUCCUGGAGCUGAACCCACGCCUGCAGGUGGAGCAUCCCUGCACGGAGAUGGUGGCAGAUGUCAACCUGCCAGCAGCACAGCUCCAGAUUGCCAUGGGGAUCCCUCUCCACAGGAUCAAGGACAUCAGAGUGAUGUAUGGAGUUUCUCCCUGGGGAGACACAACCAUCGAUUUUGAGAACUCAGCCCACGUCCCCAGCCCCCGUGGGCACGUCAUCGCUGCCCGGAUCACCAGUGAGAAUCCUGACGAGGGAUUUAAGCCCAGUUCUGGCACAGUUCAGGAGCUGAAUUUCCGCAGCAAUAAGAACGUCUGGGGCUAUUUCAGCGUGGCUGCUGCAGGAGGGCUCCAUGAAUUUGCAGAUUCCCAGUUUGGUCACUGCUUCUCUUGGGGAGAGAACCGUGAAGAAGCCAUCUCAAACAUGGUGGUGGCUCUGAAGGAGCUGUCCAUCCGAGGGGACUUCAGGACCACUGUGGAAUACUUGAUCAAGCUGCUGGAGACAGAGAGCUUCCAGCAGAACCGCAUCGACACGGGCUGGCUGGACCGGCUCAUCGCCGAGAAAGUGCAGGCUGAGAGGCCUGACACCAUGCUGGGGGUGGUGUGUGGGGCUCUGCACGUGGCUGAUGUGAGCUUCCGAAACAGCGUCUCCAACUUCCUGCACUCCCUGGAAAGGGGCCAAGUCCUCCCUGCUCACACUCUGCUCAACACGGUGGAUGUGGAGCUCAUCUACGAGGGACGGAAGUACGUGCUGAAGGUGACCAGGCAGUCUCCCAAUUCCUACGUGGUCAUCAUGAACAGCUCCUGUGUGGAAGUGGAUGUGCAUCGCCUGAGUGAUGGGGGGCUGCUCCUCUCCUACGAUGGCAGCAGCUACACCACCUACAUGAAAGAAGAAGUGGACAGGUAUCGCAUCACCAUUGGGAACAAGACCUGUGUGUUUGAGAAGGAGAAUGAUCCCUCCAUCCUGCGCUCACCUUCUGCUGGGAAGCUGAUCCAGUAUGUGGUGGAGGAUGGGGGACACGUGUUUGCAGGCCAGUGCUUUGCAGAAAUUGAGGUGAUGAAAAUGGUGAUGACAAUAACAGCAGGAGAAUCAGGCUGCAUCCACUAUGUCAAACGCCCAGGGGCAGUCCUGGAUCCAGGCUGUGUGAUUGCCAAACUCCAGCUGGAUGAUCCCAGCAGGGUUCAGCAGGCUGAGCUGCACACGGGUACCCUGCCCCAGAUCCAGAGCACAGCGCUGCGGGGUGAGAAACUCCAUCGCAUCUUCCACUACGUCUUGGACAACCUGGUCAAUGUGAUGAACGGGUACUGCCUGCCAGAGCCCUUCUUCAGCAGCAAGGUGAAGGGCUGGGUUGAGCGUUUAAUGAAGACCUUGAGAGAUCCAUCUUUGCCCCUGCUGGAGCUUCAGGACAUCAUGACCAGUGUUUCUGGACGGAUACCACCCAAUGUGGAGAAGUCCAUCAAGAAGGAGAUGGCCCAGUAUGCCAGCAACAUCACCUCGGUCCUCUGCCAGUUUCCCAGCCAACAGAUUGCCAACAUCCUGGACAGCCACGCGGCCACGCUGAACCGCAAGUCGGAGCGCGAGGUUUUCUUCAUGAACACUCAGAGCAUUGUGCAGCUCGUGCAGAGGUACCGCAGCGGCAUUCGGGGCCACAUGAAAGCCGUGGUGAUGGAUCUGCUCCGGCAGUACCUGAAGGUGGAGACUCAGUUCCAGCACGGUCACUAUGACAAGUGUGUCUUCACCCUUCGUGAGGAGAACAAGAGUGACAUGAACGCAGUGCUGAACUACAUCUUCUCCCAUGCCCAGGUCACCAAGAAGAACCUGCUGGUUACAAUGCUCAUUGACCAGCUCUGUGGCCGUGACCCCACCUUGACAGACGAGCUGAUCAAUAUCCUGACCGAGCUGACCCAGCUCAGCAAGACCACCAACGCCAAGGUGGCCCUGCGAGCGCGGCAGGUUCUCAUUGCUUCCCACCUGCCCUCCUACGAGCUGCGUCACAACCAGGUGGAGUCCAUCUUCCUGUCGGCCAUCGACAUGUACGGGCACCAGUUCUGCAUUGAGAACCUGCAGAAACUCAUUUUGUCUGAGACAUCCAUCUUUGAUGUGCUUCCCAACUUUUUCUACCACAGUAACCAGGUGGUAAGAAUGGCAGCUUUGGAGGUGUAUGUUCGCAGAGCCUACAUUGCCUACGAGUUAAACAGCGUCCAGCACCGCCAGCUGAAGGACAACACCUGUGUGGUGGAGUUCCAGUUCAUGCUGCCCACCUCCCAUCCCAACAGAGGGAACAUCCCCACGCUAAACAGAAUGUCCUUCUCUUCCAACCUCAAUCACUAUGGCAUGGUGCACGUGGCCAGCGUGAGCGACGUGCUGCUGGACAACUCCUUCACGCCGCCGUGCCAGCGCAUGGGCGGCAUGGUCUCCUUCCGCACCUUCGAGGACUUUGUCAGGAUCUUUGAUGAAGUCAUGGGAUGCUUUUGCGACUCUCCCCCGCAGAGCCCGACGUUCCCCGAGGCUGGCCACGCUUCCCUGUAUGAUGAAGACAAGAGUGCCCGGGAGGAGCCCAUCCACAUCCUCAACGUGGCCAUCAAAACCGACAGCGAUGUCGACGACGACGGCCUGGCUGCCAUGUUCAGGGAGUUCACCCAGAGCAAGAAAUCAGUCCUGAUCGAACAUGGCAUUCGGAGGCUGACUUUCCUUGUAGCACAAAAGGACUUCAGGAAACAGGUCAACUAUGAGGUGGAUCAGAGAUUCCAUAGGGAAUUCCCAAAGUUCUUCACGUUCCGUGCCCGGGAUAAGUUCGAGGAGGACCGGAUUUACCGGCACCUGGAGCCGGCCCUGGCCUUCCAGCUGGAGCUGAACCGCAUGAGGAACUUCGACCUCACGGCCAUCCCCUGUGCCAACCACAAAAUGCACCUCUACCUGGGGGCAGCCAAGGUGGAGGUGGGCACAGAGGUGACAGACUACAGGUUCUUCGUCAGGGCCAUCAUAAGGCACUCGGACCUGGUGACCAAGGAAGCCUCCUUUGAGUACCUGCAGAACGAGGGAGAGCGUUUGCUGCUGGAGGCCAUGGAUGAGCUGGAGGUGGCCUUCAACAACACCAACGUGCGCACGGACUGCAACCACAUCUUCCUCAACUUCGUGCCCACCGUCAUCAUGGACCCCUCCAAGAUCGAGGAGUCGGUGCGCUCCAUGGUGAUGCGCUACGGGAGCCGCCUCUGGAAGCUGCGCGUCCUCCAGGCCGAGCUGAAGAUCAACAUCCGCCUGACGCCCACGGGGAAGGCAAUUCCCAUCCGCCUCUUCCUCACCAACGAGUCGGGAUACUACCUGGACAUCAGCCUGUACAAGGAGGUGACGGACUCCAGAACGGGACAGAUCAUGUUCCAGGCAUAUGGAGAUAAGCAGGGACCACUCCACGGGAUGCUGAUCAACACUCCCUACGUGACCAAAGACCUGCUGCAGUCCAAGAGGUUCCAGGCACAGACUUUGGGGACAUCAUAUGUCUAUGACAUUCCUGAGAUGUUCAGGCAGUCUUUGAUCAAGCUGUGGAAUUCCAUGAACGACCACGCGUUCCUGCCGCCGGCGCCGCUGCCCUCGGACAUCCUGACCUACACGGAGCUGGUGCUGGAUGACCAGGGCCAGCUGGUGCAAAUGAACAGGCUGCCAGGAGGAAAUGAGAUUGGCAUGGUGGCCUGGAAGAUGACCCUGAAGACGCCGGAGUAUCCGGAGGGCCGGGAUAUCAUUGUCAUUGGCAAUGACAUCACCUACAAAAUCGGCUCCUUUGGGCCCCAGGAGGACGUGCUGUUCCUCAGGGCGUCUGAGCUGGCGCGGGCUCAGGGCAUUCCCCGGAUCUACGUGGCUGCCAACAGCGGGGCCAGGAUCGGCCUGGCAGAGGAGAUCCGACACAUGUUCCACGUGGCUUGGGAGGACCCAGACAACCCCUACAAGGGGUACAAAUACUUGUACCUGACUCCUCAAGACUAUAAGAAAGUCAGCGCCCUGAACUCUGUUCACUGUGAACACGUGGAGGAAAAUGGAGAGUCCAGGUACAAGAUAACGGAUAUCAUCGGGAAGGAGGAGGGGCUUGGAGUAGAGAACCUCAGAGGAUCUGGCAUGAUUGCUGGAGAAUCAUCCUUAGCCUAUGAGAGUGUUAUCACCAUCAGCUUGGUCACGUGCCGGGCAAUUGGGAUUGGGGCCUACAUCGUGCGGCUGGGCCAGAGAACCAUCCAGGUGGAGAACUCCCACAUCAUCCUCACCGGCUGUGGGGCCCUCAACAAGGUGCUUGGACGGGAAGUUUACACCUCCAACAACCAGCUGGGAGGGAUCCAGAUCAUGCACAACAACGGGGUGACACAUGACACUGUCUGUGACGACUUUGAAGGAGUCUACACCAUCCUGCAGUGGCUUUCCUACAUGCCAAAGAACAUACACAGCCCUGUGCCCAUCCUGAAAGCCAAGGAUCCCAUAGACAGAACCAUCGACUUUGUUCCCACCAAGACCCCCUACGACCCUCGCUGGAUGCUGGCUGGACGCCCCAACCCAAAUCAGAAAGGGCAGUGGCUGAGCGGGUUCUUCGACCAUGGCUCGUUCAUGGAGAUCAUGCAGCCCUGGGCACAGACAGUCGUGGUGGGGAGAGCAAGGCUGGGAGGAAUACCUGUAGGAGUGGUUGCUGUAGAAACGAGGACGGUGGAGCUCAGCAUUCCUGCUGAUCCUGCAAACCUGGACUCAGAGGCCAAGAUAAUCCAGCAGGCUGGGCAGGUGUGGUUCCCUGACUCUGCCUUCAAAACAGCCGAGGCAAUCAAGGACUUCAACAGGGAAGGGCUGCCCCUGAUGGUCUUUGCAAACUGGAGAGGCUUCUCUGGGGGAAUGAAAGACAUGUAUGACCAGGUGCUGAAGUUUGGGGCCUACAUCGUGGAUGGUCUGCGGGAGUACCGGCAGCCCGUGCUGAUCUACAUCCCGCCGCAGGGCGAGCUGCGCGGCGGCUCCUGGGUGGUCAUCGACCCCACCAUCAACCCCCGGCACAUGGAGAUGUACGCGGACAGAGAGAGCAGAGGAGGCAUCCUGGAGCCGGAGGGGACGGUGGAGAUCCGGUUCCGCAGGAAGGACCUGGUGAAGACGAUGCGCAGGGUGGACCCGGUGUACAUCAGCCUGGCCGAGCGCCUCGGCACCCCUGAGCUGAGCCCAGCAGACAGGAAGGAGCUGGAGACGAAGCUGAAGGAGCGGGAGGAGUUCCUGGCCCCCAUGUACCAGCAGGUGGCCAUGCAGUUCGCUGACCUGCACGACACCCCCGGCAGGAUGCAGGAGAAGGGGGCCAUAACCGACGUCCUGGACUGGAAAACCUCCCGGACCUUCUUCUACUGGCGGCUGCGGCGGCUGCUGCUGGAGGAGGUGGUGAAGAGGAAGAUCCACGAGGCCAACCCCGAGCUGACGGACGGGCAGAUCCAGGCCAUGCUGCGCCGCUGGUUCGUGGAGGUGGAGGGCACGGUGAAGGCCUACCUGUGGGACAGCAACAAGGACCUGGUGGAGUGGCUGGAGAAGCAGCUGACGGAGGAGGAGGGCGUUCGCUCGGUGGUGGAGGAGAACAUCAAAUACAUCUCCAGGGAUUACGUGCUCAAGCAGAUCCGGAGCCUGGUCCAGGCCAAUCCCGAGGUUGCCAUGGAUUCCAUCGUGCACAUGACCCAGCACAUCUCCCCCACCCAGCGAGCCGAGGUGGUGCGGAUCCUCUCCACAAUGGACUCGCCUUCCUCCACGUAAGAGCCUCCAGCCCAGGCUGCCCCUGCCCGGCGCCGCCAGGAGGGACCCGGAGCUGGGAACUGCCCUUUGUCUGCUCGGCACCACGGGGAGCCUCAGGGAACGCUGCUGCAGUGACAGUUUUAUUUUUUCAGAUCAGGCUGACCAGAGGAAGCGUGUCCUUUGGCCAGGGACACGAGGCAAAUGUAUAAACACAAGCGCCUGCGGAACUGAA